Messenger RNA from Nannospalax galili (Upper Galilee mountains blind mole rat), 2219 nucleotides. It is a transcript of the gene Ints15, whose product is annotated as chromosome unknown C7orf26 homolog. Bases 292 to 1638 code for a protein of 448 amino acids. Lineage: Eukaryota; Metazoa; Chordata; Mammalia; Rodentia; Spalacidae. The record is from RefSeq and is a predicted model, not a curated record. The transcript is spliced from 6 exons.
GGCUCUCGUUUGGCCCCUGCGGGCCACCGUCGCCACCCUGGCAUUCCGCCGCCGGUUUGGCUGAGCUGGCUCGGCUCUGGCGGCUCUGAGCGGCGUCACAGUCGGACCGUGGGCGCCCGCUGGCCUAUGGCGGCGGGGGCGACGACAGCGAUGGCCCCCUGAGCCGGCGACAGCAACUAGCAGCGGCCGGGCGGAAUCCGCGGCACAAUCGGCGUCGGGGCGGAGGCCGGGUCGCGCCUCUUUGUCUCCGGGCGGAAGUGGGACGUGCGGCGGGGACGCGGUGGCCGCACCAUGAGCGACAUCCGUCACUCGCUGCUGCGCCGCGACGCGCUGAGCGCCGCCAAGGAGGUGCUGUAUCACCUGGACAUCUACUACAGCAGCCAGCUGCAGAGCGCGCCGCUGCCCAUCGUGGACAAGGGCCUCGUGGAUCUGCUGGAGGAGUUCGUGUUCCAGGUGCCCAAGGAGCGCGGCUCGCAGCCCAAGAGACUGAAUUCCCUUCAGGAGCUUCAGCUUCUUGAAAUCAUGUGCAAUUAUUUCCAGGAGCAAAGCAAGGACUCCGUUCGGCAGAUCAUUUUCUCAUCCCUUUUCAGUCCCCAGGGCAACAAAGCCGAUGACAGCCGGAUGAGCUUAUUGGGAAAGCUGGUCUCUAUGGCAGUGGCUGUGUGUCGGACCCCUGUCUUGGAAUGUGCGGCCUCCUGGCUCCAGCGGACACCUGUGGUCUACUGUGUGAGACUAGCCAGGGCCCUUGUGGAUGACUACUGCUGUUUGGUGCCAGGCUCCGUGCAGACACUGAAGCAGAUAUUCAGUGCCAGCCCCCGUUUCUGCUGCCAGUUCAUAACGUCCGUGACUGCCCUCUAUGACCUAUCCUCAGAUGACCUCAUCCCACCGUUGGACUUGCUUGAAAUGAUUGUCAACUGGAUUUUCGAGGACCCGAGGUUAAUUCUCAUCACUUUUUUAAAUACACCGAUCGCUGCCAACCUACAGAUAGGCUUUUUAGAGCUUACCUCCCUCAUUGGGCUGAUUCGCUGGUGUGUGAAGGCUCCUCUGGCAUACAAGCGAAAGAAACCCAGCCUGCCCAAUGGCCACAUCGGUCACAAGGUAGCCAAGGACUCUGGUGCGGGUACGGACAGAGACUCCCACCUGCUCUACUCGAAGCUCCACCUCAGCGUCCUGCAGGUUCUCAUGACACUGCAGUUGCACCUGACUGAGAAGAAUCUGUACGGGCGCCUGGGGCUCAUCCUGUUUGACCACAUGGUCCCACUAGUAGAGGAGAUCAACAGGCUAGCUGAUGAACUGAACCCACUAAAUGCCUCCCAGGAGAUCGAGCUUUCAUUAGACCGACUGGCCCAGGCUUUGCAGGUGGCCAUGGCUUCUGGAGCCCUGCUGUGCACGAGAGAUGACCUGAGAACCCUGUGCUCCAGGCUGCCCCAUAACAACCUGCUCCAGCUGGUGAUCUCGGGCCCAGUGCAGCAGUCGCCACACACAACACUCCCCCCUGGAUUCUACCCACACAUCCACACACCCCCGCUGGCCUAUGGAGCUGUGCCAGCCCACCCAGCUGCCCACCCCGCCCUGCCCACACACCCUGGGCACACCUUCAUCUCAGGCGUGACCUUUCCAUUCAGGCCCAUUCGCUAGGCCAGCUCCUCCAAGCAGCCUAGCAGCUGUGUGCCUUGCACCUGGGCCCAGGAAGGAAGCCUUUGGAGAAAAGAGUGGGGCUGGCCUCACAGAGGAGGACCUUAUGGAGGCAAUAGGCAGUCCCUCCAGUUGGCAGAACCUUCUUGGUACCGAAAUUCCAAAUCACUGUCGCCUGGGUGCCGCCUACCUGGUCACCUUAAAUAUCCAGAGUGGAUGGAUGGAAGGGACUCAUGCAGCCCUCUGCAGAGAGCAGUGCGGGGCAUUUAAACAUGCCAACCCCAGAGCGACUUCUGUGUCACUCAGACACUCUCAGAGUCCCUGUGCCCAGGAACACUGGCUGAGAAGCCGCCCCUGCCUGUUCAUUCACCUGGCCUCAGGCGCAUGAUGUGUCUCUGCCACCACAGGCAAGCUGUGUGAGUGCAGAGCAGGGACGGCAAGACCCAUGCUUGUAAUGCAGCACUGGGCACUGCUCUCAGGGACACCUGUUGGGGUUCUCCAUCACCUUGAAAAGGAAUCUGUUUUAUUGGGGGGGCUCUCAAUUUUCCUUUCAUAUGUUCAAAUAAAUUUUUUUCUAAACAGUU